UAGACUAAGGACACCGGACGUAAAAAUCCCCCAAAAUAUGAUUAAAUAUGAAUAAUUUAAUACAUUAGAAUAGUCUUUUUUUUUUUCAGUUUACUACCUGUUAAGAUUGUCGAAUUGGUCACGUACACGCCAGAUGCGGCUGAUGUCCUGGUGCACAUUAGUGGUUGUCUUCAGCGACAACCCGACCUUCCUGUCUGUUUUCGCGGAGAUGGCUGAUAAAGGUCGGCUGAUGGUGUGGGAAACAAGACUCUUAGUAAUCACCAGGCUUCCUUUGUCGAACCUUCAGGACCUGUUGCAGAACUACUGGACCUUCUCCAUGAUGAACACAAUGUUCCUUAAACUCAACAUAUCAUCGGGAGAAAACCACCACCAGAUAUAUGGACACAUGCCAUAUGGACCCACUGGAUCCCAUGUAGCGCAACUGGCAAGUCUUAAGUUUGGCAACGUUUUAGUGUAUCUCAGUGACGGAGCGCUGUUCCCUGAAAAGUACAGUAAGUAAGUAGUCGUUACCAUUAUCUUCGUCAUCAUUGUCAUCAUAAUCAUCAGCAACUUCACACCACCA
This is a messenger RNA of Scylla paramamosain (green mud crab), 562 nucleotides long. RefSeq lists its product as uncharacterized. The coding region runs from base 134 to 499 and encodes 121 amino acids. The transcript has 2 exons. NCBI's taxonomy places the organism in Eukaryota, Metazoa, Arthropoda, Malacostraca, Decapoda, Portunidae. The record is from RefSeq and is a predicted model, not a curated record.